GGACUUUCAAGAUGGUUUUAUUAUGCAGGGAAUUUGUUAAUGAGUUCAAAUUGAUUGCCCCAAGCCCCCUGGAUCAAUUUGAGAUAAUCCCAUUUCUUCCUUAUGAAGAAAGGUGCUUUGUAUUUUCUCAUUCACAAAUCCAUCUUUCUUUAUGCUGCUCACUCUCCAUUUUGGUCUUACUUCUUAUUUAUUUUGUUACUAAAAAGGGAGGAGGAAAGUCAGUACCCAAUGCUUGGCAAUCCUUGGUAGAGCUUAUUUAGAUUUCGUGCGAAACCUGGUAAACCGAACAAAUAGGUGGUCCUUCCGGAAAUGUUAAACAAAAGUUUUUCCCUUGCAUCUCGGUCACUUUUACUUUUUUUCGUUAUUUUUGUAACCCCCAGGGUAUGAUACCUUAUAGGCUUUCACAGUUUACAAGUCAUUUUCUUCAUUACCUUUGGGGAUCUCAUUUUCUCUUUUUCAUUGGCAUACCUAUAGUGGGAUUUGCAAAAAAUGGGCUUCAUUUUUUAAGGUUCUCAUUACCCGCAGGAGUCACCACUGCCGUAGCACCCUUUUUAGUACUCCUUGAAGCUAAUCCACAUUGUUUUCGCGCAUUAAGCUUCAGGGAAUACGUUAUUUGUAAUAUGGAUGGCCGGUCAAUAGUUUCAGUAGAUUUAAAUGGGUUCGCUCUGACACUAUUGCUAUGUAUGAAUGAUCUUUUCUAUUUCAUAGGGGAUCCUGGUCCUUUAUUUAUAGUAUCUUGCAUUAACCGGUCUGGAAUUAGUGUGGGCUAUAACAAGCUUCAUGUUUCUACCGAUUACUCAAUCUGUAUUUACUUUGAAUGA
Molecule: messenger RNA, 821 nt
Organism: Jatropha curcas
Lineage: Eukaryota; Viridiplantae; Streptophyta; Magnoliopsida; Malpighiales; Euphorbiaceae
Source: RefSeq, a predicted model, not a curated record